Messenger RNA from Psilocybe cubensis, 1890 nucleotides. RefSeq lists its product as uncharacterized. The transcript has a single exon. The record is from RefSeq and is a predicted model, not a curated record. Bases 1 to 1890 code for a protein of 629 amino acids. Lineage: Eukaryota; Fungi; Basidiomycota; Agaricomycetes; Agaricales; Agrocybaceae.
AUGAACCCACGGGUGCCAAAGCAACCGCCUACCUGGGCCAUGGACACGCUGGAACAACGAAAAUGGUACGACUGCGAGGUCAAUUUAAUCCUGGUGGCUGAAAAAGUGCGCCUGUGGUGUCGCAUACCGGGGACGCCACCACCAGUCCCGCAAAGCUUGGGGUACAUGCUUAAACAUCGCACUGAGGAAGCCGCCUACCGCAGUAUCAAUGCCAGCCGGAAUGCUUUCAUACUAUGGAUGGGGUACCUGUCGUAUCUCUGCGCCCAAAGUCGUCGAGAGGUUCAUUCAAGACAUAUCAAACAUGAUCCUCGAAGUCCCGUCCCAGCAUGGCAUCACAGGCUGCGCUCCGAACACCCAGAAAUUACAGAAGCAUGGCUGGAUGGAUUUUACAACUCCAAUGUCUAUUCAUACGAUGCCAAAACACCGCGAGCUGGUAUUGUCUAUGAUUGGACUAGCACCCACCCGACACGCCCCCCUGUCGACUGGUUUCUGGAGCACUCCAUUCCAGUAUAUUAUCCAUGGCGCAUACAGGAAGAGGAGUUCAUUGUUACUCAUCUCAAUGUGAAUCCACACCUUCAGCCCCCGCAUGACCUGUUGGCUCAGCUGUUGACUGAGUUAUUUGAGUCCAUGGACGUCUCUUUCGCAGCCGCUUUUGCUCGUAAAUUCUUCAGCCAUGUUCAUCCGACCGAAGGGCUAACCAUGAAGGUCCUUGGAGACAAGUAUUCGCGAACUUUGGUGUACUCUAUCCUGAGCAACCAUUUUGCCCAUGACCCCAAGGCACUGGAUAGAUACAUGUCCAGACCAUUCGAAGAAAUGGAGGCUGCACUACAACAGAAAGACGAGGAACAGCGCAAACUCGCCAUUGAUAGUGCUAACCUGCCUACGCUGCACAUGAUUGAAUUGCCACAUGGAAACCUAAGGCUGCUCUCGUCAGUACAUGAUGACUGGGAUGCAUACUGGGCUGCGCGGGUCAGGGAGCGGCAGAAAAUUUUGGCCACAGAGACUGAAGAAGAGAGGAUAAUACGGUUGAACCGUGAGACAGACCCGCCCAUCAAUCAAACUAAGGUGUUUGUUUGGAAAACUCUAGUAUCCACCGAGGGGUCCAGUGUUUACCUGCGCCAACACAUAGCCAAGUCGGCACAUGAACGGGAGGAGACCGCGCUUGGAGCUCACCAAAAGGUCUAUAACGGAGUCAAGAAUGAAUGGGACUUUUGUAAGCAUUUGCUUCCACCCUCGGAGUUGGCUGGUGCAUUUGUGCAGAAGGGCCACCAUGAACCGCACAGAGGGCGUUACGAGACACGCCAGCCUGGGCGCGGCAGACUAUCACGUCCCGCAAAAAUAAUCAGACGUGACCCCAGCCCUCAGCCGGCCCCGUACGAUCGGGAAGAUACGCCAUGGUACGACACUAUUGAACCGGACCCCACCCCGAUGACAGUAGGAACGACAACCGACUCGGGUGGUUUGACGAGUAUCACAGUUGACACAAUGUUGGUAAUGCCACUGUCAUCCUCUGUGUCUUGCUCAGGCCCUUCAUCUCUCCACGGUCCGCCAGUUGCUACCUCGACCCACAUGUCGCCAAUAACCCCAGAUGAAUCCAAGGGGAGUUGUAAGCGGGGCCGACCUACCACCCCACCACCAACAUCCCUUGGUCGACGCAGGCGCAGCCUCGACACGACACUUCCAGAAAGCUCAACACGGUCUCGUCCACGGCAACGACGUGUUCGACAGAGCCCCUCGCCAAGAAGGGAAAUGGACUAUGGCAAAGAUUGCGAGAUGGCGUCCCCUGCGGAAUUUGUUCAGGGUCGAAGUGCAGACACGGCCUUAUCCAUGGAUGCGCCAGUGUCAGGGCAACACUAUAAUCAGUAUGACAAGGCCACCAACAAAGAUUAA